AUGUUGAUGAUCAAAAACUUGGACCUGAUUCAAGCCAUACAAGUAAACGAUUUCUCCAACUUUCACGACAGAGGGAUGACGUCUAUCAUACUUCGGACGCAUAAAAUCACCAAGAUGAAUCUGCAGCACGCUUCAGGAGACCACUGGAAAAACAUGCGAAAAGUCAUAACGCGCCAAUUCACCCCAAGCAGACUGAAAAAGCAAGCAACCUUGAUGGACCAGUGCUGCAGCGAGUUCAUGGAAGUCCUCGAGUCGCUCCAUGCCCAGGAUGAGGCCAUUGAAGUUCACUCAGCGUUUCAGAGACUCUCGUUGGACGUGAUGUUACUCUCGCUUUUCGGUGGCGAGGGUCGCACCGCCAUCGGCCGAGAGGAGGCUGGACCGGAAAUCAUAAAAAGAGAACUAAAAAACUUUAUGGCUUCCCUCGGAAACGGAUGGCAGCGAUUCAUCAUAGGUGCGUCUUGGUAG
Messenger RNA from Ixodes scapularis (black-legged tick), 465 nucleotides. Its product is annotated as cytochrome P450 6B1. The record is from RefSeq and is a predicted model, not a curated record. Gene Ontology annotation, molecular function: iron ion binding; monooxygenase activity; oxidoreductase activity, acting on paired donors, with incorporation or reduction of molecular oxygen. NCBI's taxonomy places the organism in Eukaryota, Metazoa, Arthropoda, Arachnida, Ixodida, Ixodidae. The transcript has 3 exons. The coding region runs from base 1 to 465 and encodes 154 amino acids.